Polyodon spathula (Mississippi paddlefish) is the source of this 6255-nucleotide messenger RNA. Its product is annotated as AT-rich interactive domain-containing protein 5B-like. Bases 42 to 3659 code for a protein of 1205 amino acids. Gene Ontology annotation, cellular component: nucleus. Gene Ontology annotation, molecular function: transcription cis-regulatory region binding. Gene Ontology annotation, biological process: regulation of transcription by RNA polymerase II. The record is from RefSeq and is a predicted model, not a curated record. Lineage: Eukaryota; Metazoa; Chordata; Actinopteri; Acipenseriformes; Polyodontidae. The transcript is spliced from 10 exons.
UUUGGAGAGAAUGUUGAGUUUAAUCAAUUCAGAACGUCGAGAUGGAGCCCAACUCACUCAAGUGGGUAGGCUCAGCUUGUGGAUUGCACGGAUCAUACAUUUUCUACAAGGCUUUUAAAUUUCACCUUGAAGGCAGACCAAGAAUUUUGUCCCUUGGCGAUUUUUUCUUUGUAAGAUGUAAGCCUGAGGAUCCUAUUUGCAUAGCAGAACUACAGCUGCUAUGGGAGGAAAGAACGACCAAGCAACUUUUAUCCAGCUCCAAACUUUAUUUUCUCCCAGAAGAUAUCCCACAAGGAAGAACUGCCAUUCAUGGAGAGGACGAGGUUAUUGCAGUUUCAGAGAAAGUCAUUGUAAAGUUGGACAACUUGGUGAAAUGGGCCAGCUCAGAUUUCUCCAACUGGAAGUGUGGUCUCCAAGCCAUGCCUUUAAAGCCAUCAGUCCAGAAGGAGCUGGGAAUGAACGGACUGGGAGAGGCCUUGCAGAAAUACAGGGAAUCAACACUCAACAGUGGCCUCAACUUCAAAGACGUCUUGAAGGACAAGGCUGAACUGGGUGAGGACCAGGAGGAGAAGAAGGUUCUGAUCCUGAGUUACCCACAGUACUGCCGCUAUCGCUCUGUGAUCGUGCGUCUUCGGGAAAGACCCUCGUCCUUGUUGACAGACCAGAUUGUACUGGCCCUGGGAGGAAUUGCGGCCUUGAACAACAACACUCGGAUACUGUACUGCCGGGAUACCUUCGACCACCCUUCGCUGAUUGAGAACGAGAGCAUAUGUGAUGAAUUUGCUCCGAAUCUCAAAGGCCGACCUCGCAAAAAGAAACUCUUGAGCUUGCAGAGACGAGACUCCCAGGUCUCCAGCGGUGUGAAAGAGUCCAGCAGCAAUUGGGAAGGGAAGGCCCUUGCCAAGGUAAAAACAGAAAGUAAGGCUGUCAUGGCCAAACCCAAAAAUAACAGUAACUGUAAAAAAGCGACGGCUGACGAGAAGCCUAAGGUGGGAGCAGGUGAGGAAUGCAAAGCCGAUGAGCAGGCUUUCCUUGUAGCGCUGUACAAAUACAUGAAGGAAAGGAAAACACCCAUAGAGCGGAUACCUUACCUUGGGUUCAAACAGAUAAACCUUUGGACGAUGUUUCAAGCUGCUCAGAAACUGGGAGGAUAUGAAUUGAUAACAGCCCGCCGACAAUGGAAAAGUGUUUACGAUGAACUGGGCGGGAACCCUGGAAGCACAAGCGCUGCGACUUGCACAAGACGACAUUACGAGCGACUCAUCCUGCCUUAUGAAAGAUAUGUCAGUGGGGAGGAGGAUAAGCCCCUGCCUCCUGUGAAACCUCGAAAACCGGAGAGUGCGCCUCAGGAGGGGGGGAGCAAAGCAAAAUUGGUCGCGCCAAAGCGCAUGAAAUCUGAACAAAGCCAAAAACCAAAGAAGGAAAAAGACAUUUCGCCAAAAGCCAUGGAAACCUCUGUGGGGGCUGACGUUACAGCGGAGUGCCUGGGAGUGGCAGAACAGAAACCAGCAGUCCAGCAGCAACAGAACAACAAGGUACAGGAGGAGGGGGUGAAGGAAGAGGAGGAGAAGGAGGAAGAGGAGGAGGAGGAGGAGGAGGAGGAGGAGGAGGGGGAAGAGGAAGAGGAAACACAGUUUACUGUAAAAAACGAGAUCUUGGACAAUUACACCAGUAAGAAUGCAAUCAAGGAAGAGGUCCAACCCCUUGUUAAACUUUCCAGUCCAUCGUUGGCAUCAGCUGAGAACGGCCCCUCAGAGAGAACCACCUGCAGCACACCACUCCAGACAGAAACUGACACCCUCACAAACACUAACCCAGAGCAACAGGUGCACUGCCUCUUGGGCACAUUAAGCAACGAACUGCAGGAAAAAGCUGCCAAUGCACUGCCUUUGACUUCUCCACAGCUGUUAAAUCACAGCAACCUGCAGGAGCAAAGGCGGAGUAUACCCGUGAAUGUGGACCUUUCAGAAACCCCAAACCACCAGGACAAGAGCAUGCAUGCUUUGAAACAGCCUAUCAGAGUCCACACAACCUCACAGACCUUGAAUGAGAGAGAAGUGGUGGCCAGUAAGGAUGAGGCUUGUUUAAGCUACUCACCAGUCUUGUACCCCAGGGGCAACCCUGGCAUCAUGUCUCCAUUGGCCAAGAAGAAGAUGCUGUCUCAGGUCAGCAGUGCCAACUUGCCGAACAAUUAUUCAUUUGGUCCUCCUCCACCUUUGGUAAAUAAGAAAGCCCACAAUGUUGAUGAGUCAGCUGGAUCGCAAAGUUCACAGGUUUCCAACUCGGAGAGUGUCAUGAUCAAUAGGCCAUCCGUAAUUCAACAUGCGCAGAGCUUUAAAAUACAAACUGCAGAUGAAAGGAAGCCCUCAAGGGAAGUCUUCAAGCACGACUUGUCUGGUAAGCCAGAUUCGUCUGUUCCCAUCACAAACCACCAAUUUAGUUCUCCUGGAGAGACCUACAGUUUGAGACCCGACAUCCACGACAGCAAGGAAAAAACCACAGUGAAAAGGGCAGUACACCCUUCCCAGGUACCCAGCUUCCUGGCAGAGUUCUAUUCCUCACACCACCUGCACAACCUUUACAGGCAAACAGAGCACCUUAACAGGGAACAGUUGUCCAAAUACCUGGGGAGAGAAGUGCAGUUCAACAGAGAUUACGAAAAGGCUUCGGCUUUUGCUCUAAACAAACACCCAGAUAAGAAUGGUUUAAGCUAUUCUUCCCCUACAAAUCAAAAAGAAAGGAUAUCUCCAGAGAAAAUGUCAUUAGAUGACCAACCCACAGACUUAAGUCUACCCAAGCCCUCUGCUCACAAACUGCCUUCAUCCAAGCCCUUGGCAUCCAGAAUCUCUCACAUGCACCAGGAAGGUAAAACCACUCCACUUUUUCAAAUCAACUGCAGCCAGGCCUCCAGCCUCAACUGCAACCCCAAGGCAUGCCGGGUUCCUCCAAUGACUAUGUUGACUCCCAAGAAACCCACCGAACCGCUUCACAGAGCACCAGGGAAACCCCACAACGCACAGACAGAUGACAUCCCAUCUCGGAAGAUGGAAGAAAUAGUCCGGCCAAUUUUGAGCACCAAAAGCAGCCCGCAGAACAUUGGAGCUGCCCGACCUCUGAAAAGAAACCUGGAGGACCAGGGGAGCAGUCCUCCCGAGAAAAAGAUCAAGGCUGUAACUCCAAUGCAUUUGGUUAAAGAGACCGCGGGGAAAGCAAAAACGCCUGACCUUGCUGACGCUGAAAGAAGCAAAGGAUUGGAGUCUCUGCAUGCUGUGCAUGCUAGCCACCUUUACGAUAACCAUAAGUACUCCCUGCCUACCCCUAUCUUUCCAGGAUUGUACCCUGGAGCCUUUGUAUCUCAGGUUCAGGACAUGUGCGACAGCCUGGGCUCCCAUAUCCCAGCGGGUUACGCUCAUCCUCUGCAGUACUUGAAAAACCAGGCUGUGAUCUCGCCACUGAUGCCGCCACUGGCCAUCCAUUCCAUCAUGAUGCAAAGACAACUGCUUGCCUCUUCCGCUCACCCACCGCAGAUCUACAGGCACCCCGUCGGAGCCUCUUACAGGGACUUCUUGAACCACAUGUACCCUUUAACCACGUUAAACCCGCAGUCCGCUUUCAGUCCCUCGCAGAUGUCUUCUGUACAUCCCAGUACGAAGCUUUAAUCUGAAAUUCACGACCAUGUAAGACUUUAGCGUAUGGCCUGAUGUUCCAUAUGACAAAGUAAUUAAAAAACAAUUCCACCUGAACAAACAGUAAUUUUUGUAUUGUGCAUGUUUAUGUUAUCAUAUUUAUGGAUAGCAGAAUACGAUGCUCUUGAAUCUGGGAUGACAUCUGUUUUUUCUCCAGAUUUUGCCACUAUACAAAAAUGAUCAUUUGCACAUUACUUUGAGUAUGGGACAAUUGGUGGAUUCAUUCAUGUUCAUUCCUGCCACUUUGCAUUUGCUGUCUAGGUUUUAGAUGUUUAAAAAAAAGUGAAAUGAGCAAUAAUAGUCAAGUUUUCAGUCAGGAUGGCAGGCAAUAACGAAGACAAUUAUUGCUGGGUAUCUAAAGGACAAUUUUAAGACAAGUUGUAUGACAAAUCAAUGCAACGUACAGUGCAAUUUCAAUAGUUUCUGGAUUUACUUUAUCUUACAACACUAUGAAAAAUUACAGAAGUUAACACUGUUAAUGUGGCCAUACAUAUUUGAAUCAAGGUUUACUGUUAGAACAGUUUCUCGAUAUUAUUUAAUAUUAUUCUGUAUUGUGCAUUUCUUUCUUUUUUUUUUGGGGGGGGGGGGGGGGGGGGGUAAUUGUAAUUGUAGCACUGUAUUUUGUGACAAUUACAUACACAUUUAUAAACAAUGGGAUCCCCAUUAUACAAUCACCCUUGUAAAUGAAUAAAUACUGUUAAUCACAAUGAACAAUAUAUUUAAUAUAAGUUAAUGUACACACAAGCAAAGCUGUUUGCUUGCAUAUGUUUUGCAUUUCUAGACUGCAUCAGUGUAAAAUAUUGUGAAGAUCACAUGCACAUUUCAGGAUAUACAAUCUUACCUGCAAGUUACAUUUCUAUUACUUUUAAUAAAUGCAAAUAUCAUAAGUUAUACCUUUGUAUUUUAAUGGAAUUAUUCAAAUCAUUGUAUCUUCUAUUCACUGGCUACUGUAAUUCUUGACUGCUUGAAGGUACAAGUUGGUAUUAGUCAUGUGUGGUUCCCAUGAUUAAAGCAGCAUAAUAAUGAGACUGUUAUUUAAGGUGAAUCUUUACUAGCUGUGCAAUUUUUCCACCCUCCUCUUAGUGUGCUUUCAAAGUUUUAUAUGGCAGCAAACAUCACUUAGUAAUGAAUUCAAAUGGAAAAGUGUGCUGAGAAGAAUCACACAUAUCAAAGGCAUAAGUCAUUUAGGAUUGUAUAGAGAAUCUAAAGUUGUUUCAUAUGGGGAAAAAAGUGACUUGAUGACAGCAAUCAAUGAAAAGAAUUAAUGACGCGUGAAGUCAUUUGGAAAAUGGAUGUAAGUAAAUAAUUCAAAUCUGCACAGGUGUUUUACAAAAGCAAAACAAAAAAAAUCAACAUAAGAGGAAGUCUUAUGUUGUCAGCCGUAUAAUGAUUUUGAAAAAUGUUUUUUAAAUACAGAAAUCGGAAUUAUGAGGCUGUGACUUGUCUACUUUGCACUGCUUUAGCUGUGGGUGCCCAUGACUUUUAACAGGAUGUUGUAACCUAGAGGUCAUUCUAAUUGUAUUUAAUAAUGAAAGAUAAAUAUCAGAACUGUGUGCGGUACAUUUCUGCUGUGUAAUUAUUUGUGCCUUUAUAUUUUUGCUAAGUAAGAACACGUGCAUUUACAUAAUGAGUCUGAGACUUUCUUUUUUUUUUUUUUUUUUUUAAGUAAUUAAAAAUUAAUAAUAGUGAAAUAAAUAAAACCAAUAUGGGUCAAGCACUAAAUCUUAAAAAGAAAACGUAAUACUAAAAGAGACUUAUUUGACAGAAGAGUUUCUUGUAGUAUUACUACAUAUUUUAUCAGGUUUAUAAUAAUGAAUUAUUUACAAAAUAAGUCACUUUGAGAGUCUUGAUGAGAGAUUAAUAAAAUAAAGAAUAAGAGUGUUGGAGCAAGACUGUAUGCUUUCCAUACAGAACAAUUCAUUUCAGCUCCAGCAUUGUCCUAGACCACACAUUCAAAAAAAGGCUAGUCCAGGUCACAUCUGGUCUAGUUUUACAAUGAUCGUUAUGAUUGUAAUGAGCAUUGGGAAUUUAGUGAGGCCCCGUGAUUAGAAUGUUUGUCAUGCGCACUUAAAAAGUCUCAUUCAAUGUAAAUGUAUUGCAUGAAACGUGCUGGUUUAAAUUAUAAAAGCCACGUUUGGUAGGCUAUUUAAAAAAAAAAAAAAAAAAAAAAAAAAAAAAAAAAAAAAACGCUGUUUAUAAAUACUGUGUAUCGUUGCUGUCUUUGCUGUAAAUAAUGUAUACUGUUGUGAGACAUCUUUUAGCCUUUGUUAUGAUCUGUAAGGUGAUUAUGUGUAUAUAGUAAAGUAUAGCUGGUAACACUAUAUAGUUAUUUCCUGUUUUUUAAGGUUAUUGAGUAACCUUCAUAUUAGAUUCAACACUACAGUUAAGAACACUGAGCCAACUAUAAACACUCAGUUCUUUUUUAUGUUUUUUUUUUUUUUCUCGAAUUGUACUUCUUGAAAUGCUUUUGAUACUAUGUGCCAUUAGUUUUCCAAUCACAUAACAGGCAACAGAUAUUUUGUACUUCUAUGAUCCACUGUAUAUUUAAUUAAAAAUAUUUUACUACCUA